This is a messenger RNA of Patiria miniata (bat star), 7564 nucleotides long. RefSeq names its product neuronal acetylcholine receptor subunit alpha-10-like. The transcript has 8 exons. The coding region runs from base 478 to 2040 and encodes 520 amino acids. The record is from RefSeq and is a predicted model, not a curated record. Gene Ontology annotation, biological process: signal transduction; chemical synaptic transmission; regulation of membrane potential. Gene Ontology annotation, cellular component: postsynaptic membrane; neuron projection; synapse. NCBI's taxonomy places the organism in Eukaryota, Metazoa, Echinodermata, Asteroidea, Valvatida, Asterinidae. Gene Ontology annotation, molecular function: acetylcholine-gated monoatomic cation-selective channel activity; transmembrane signaling receptor activity.
CAUUAUAAUCCGCACCAUCGCCGCUACGUGACGUGUUUAAUCACGCGUGCCUCGUUAAAAAAAUAAAACCAAAAUAGAACCAUGAGUUUAUCGUCCUUCUAAACGACAUCAUUAGCAGCAACCGUUCAUGUGCCACUGGAGUUGUUGAAAGCGCCACUGUUUGCAAAAUAUGCGGGUUAUAGAUCCAUAACAGUAAAACCUACGAAAUAAAUUUCUAUAGCGAAUACCCUGCUGAAUCUUUUGUGAGGUGCCGAGCUGGAAUACGAGUGGUCGUCAGCUGCAGGGAGUAGACUAGUUAUAUCAGCGAGCCAGUGGCAAUUUGUUGGUUCUGGUAUAACUUAAUUGUUCCGUCGCGCUGCUCAGCACAACCAAUAUUGACUGUCUGUGGUGAGCUGCUUCCAGCCAGAAUUAAGUGCUUUCCUCGCCGCUUUCAAACCAAGGUGUUUCGGAGGAGUCUGUGCAGCUCUGCUUUUUACGAUGGCGCGACAUCUCACCAUCCGUUCCCCCGGAUCGCCCUGCCUAGCGUCUGCGAUACUUACUGUUAUGAUGUUGCUCACUGAAGCAGGUGCCUUAUUGGAAAAGCCGCCCGCCUCGCGUCUGCUUGCGUCACUGACUGAGAACUAUGGACCAAUCACAGUGCGACCUAUCUACAACGAGAGCCAACCAACCAAAGUCGCAAUACGAAUCUUCGUCACACAGAUCAUUGAACUGAAUGAGCGGGAGCAGUUCGUUCAAAUCAGUGGGCUGAUGAGGCUGAAGUGGCAUGACGCCUUCCUAGCCUGGAAUACAUCCGAUUACCCUGGUGUCGAGAAAUUAUACAUCUCCAUCAGAGACAUCUGGACGCCUGAUAUCACCAUGUAUACCAAUCUCUCCCCGGGCCCCAGCGUUGAUGAGUUCUUUGAGCGGACCAAGGACAUACCGACCAUCGUCACGCCAGACGGUAUGGUGUCCUGGAACUUCCCCGCCAUUCUCAAGUCCUCGUGUCAGAUCGACAGUCUUCUCUUUCCGUUUGACGUUCAGCGGUGCGAUCUCAUCUUCGCUUCCUGGGUCUACACUAUCGUGGAUAUCGACCUGCUCAAAGAUGUGGAGACUGAACAGAAUCUGAGCGCCUACUUUGUACCCAAUGGAGUCUGGGAACUGACGCAGGUUUUAGUAACACGUGAAGAGGUCAUCUACCCGUGCUGUCCUGAUGCAUUCCCCAUGAUCACCUUCUCUCUCUAUCUCGCACGGCGACCUCUCCACUACAUCAUCAGCAUCCUACUCCCUGCGGUCCUCCUUGCAAUCAUAAGUCUCUCCAUCUACGUCUUACCCCCUGACUCAGGGGAGAAGAUCUCACUGGGUGUGACCACUCUUCUGGCGCUGUUGCUGUUCCAGGAGUUGAUCGGUGGGUCUCUGCCGCCCUCUUCCGACGCAACGCCUAUUAUUGGUUAUUUCUUCACACCAAUGGUAGUCAUCGGCUGUACAUCAGUCCUCUGUAGCGUCUUAAUUCUCAAUCUACAUCACCGCGUCAUCCAUAGACCCGUACCCCAUUGGCUACGGUACAUCAUCUUCAGAAUCCUGGCUCCAUCUCUAUGCUACAGCCGCGGUCCUGAGACACUCUAUACCUUUGAGAGGUCCGGGCCGACCAGAUCGGCCACCAUCAUCGAAUCCUGGCCACGCACGUCAUCUAACAAUAUCCGGGAGUCCUCCGUAGAUAGGACGGGGUCCGCAAUCGGGCACAGCAGCGCAGAGAACGGCAACAGCGAUCGGGCCCUGCACAGCGAAUCGGACAUCCCGAUGAAUAACUUCUGCGAGUCUGACGUCACGAAGCGAUGCUGCCAUCACAGCUGCUGUAAAGAAAUGCUCAAGGCCGUGGAGAGAAUACAGGAUGCCCAAGCGGAGGGGAAUCACAGUGAUCCGCCAAUUCGCGAAUGGCAAGAGGUGGCUCUUGUUCUGGACCGGUUCAUGCUGCUGGUGUCUGCACUGACAAUGGUUGCUUCGAUUACAGUCACCAUUUUGAUGUUUAUUAUACAUAGUCAGCCAUCCACCUUACGAGUUUGAAUGUUAUGUGCCCUGUAGUUGGGCCGGCCCAGGCCUAUCCGAACUCUAGCCAAUCUCAUCAAGCACACCCCUCGGUUGUAACCAACCAUGCACCAACGUAUACUUGUACUUACACUUCCUUGGGUAUUUCUGAUUAUCUGUGUCCGGGCCAAAUCACAAUUCAAAUCAGACUUGAGGAGUUCUCAAGAGGAUAGCCACCAAGAACACGAGGCAACUUACAAGCACAAUUGUAAAGGUAACCUCUCAGUCUACUAUAAAGAAAUGACAAAUGACAUGCACAGUUUGCUACAACCUCGUCCCAAGGGAUUACUUUAUUUUCAACGUGGUUUCCAAUAGUUACCCCUGGAUUUGAAACUUUUUUCCUGUAUCCUGAUUCGAUACAGAAAUAGCAAGUAAUUGAUUUAUAUUGUGUACUUGGUGUUUUUUUUUUAAAUUUCUAACGUGUAUGACGUAUUCUAAAGCUAUAGCUGUGAAUUAUUACGUCCAUACGCCACCUAAAAAACAAUGCCCCUUUUCCAUUUUGCUAAAAAUAAUAAUUGUGUAAUGCGACACUGCAUAAUUGGUUGGAUAAGAUUGUAACAUAUUAACUUUGGAAAAGUCUUGUUUUCGGAUCUCACGCCGCGAUGAAAUGAUUCUGUUUUUACCUCAGACAGAUACCGCAUACAAAAACAAACGCUGAUUUGAAGCACAGCCGUGCACCAGACUACUCCUAAUUUGCAUUCGUGUGCAAGAUUACCGAGCAUGGAAAUGAUCCAAUACCAGUGUGAGAGAGCAGGUAGUGUUGGGAGCGUAAUGCCCGACACCAUGGAAACGAUAUUGCAGUUUGCUAAUAAUGAUGUGAGGAACUUUUCCAUUAACUCCUGCAAAAACAAAUCGUACUUUCUUCCAGUGCAGUUGGUUGCCUCCAAGUUGCCUGUGAAAAAUGCCUCAUGUGACUUGGCCUUUUGUUCCUCCAUCAUUUUUUUUUUUUGGGGGGGGGGGGGUUUAAACUCUAACACCAUUAAUUAUCACACCCAAACCAUGACCGUGUCUUGAGGGGCAUGGUCGAGGCAAUGUAGACAAUAAAGUGACCAUCACAAAACUAUUAUUGUUGCCGAAAUAGCUAGUAAAAUGGUCAAACAGAUAAGUAACUUAAAAACUAAACAUCCAUAGUUUGGAAUAGUAUUUCAUCGUGAAAUAAUAUCACCGAGUGUGUAUUGUCUAUCAGUAUUCAGAGGAGGAUACCAUACGCCCAACGGGGAGUUUAAUAUACUGUUUAUUUAUUUCGAUGUACCUUUAAAAAUCUCCCUUUAUUUUCAGUUUAUGUUGAAGAUUAUGAAGUGUGCAACCGCUACGUACCGGGACUGUCCAUGUUCUUCAACAAAGUCAUUUUUUCUCUCCUUACGAAUUGUUAAAUCGUAGGAUUUAUUCAAACAAAAACGGUAAUUGUCUUUUUUUUUUCGUCUACAACCUCCGAAAAAGCUCCCCUUUCGGGUUGCUUUUGUGCAAAAGCACAUCCGGCCAGCGAGUGUCAUGGUUCCCGGUCUUAACAUUAUGGAUUCUGAAAAGGGCGGGAAUAAGAUUACCGUGUAAAAAUUGGAUUGUUGAGUCGCACAUAAUUCAAUAUUUGUAAAGUGAUUAUUCCAUAAAUAAGUGUUGGCCGAUUUUUUUUUUCAUUCUAUAUCUCAUUCAAAAGUUAGUUUUGUAGAAAAAAAAGAAGAUUAAUAAAAGGCAACAUCGCGCAGCGUGAGUAAUGUUUUUAUCUUCAAAUAGCCACGCGAAAUUGAUUCAGGUGUUAUUUCUCUUAUUUCUUCGUAAAAAAAGAAAGAAAAACUGUUUACUAGUGUCUUUUAAAUGGUAGUGCAUCAUGUGUUUAUAUGUUUGCUAAAAUGUACAUUUUCCAACGUAAUUUUAAAAGAUGAAGUGAAGUUUUAUCGUAAUAUUUCUGUAAUUCAUGUUUCGUUUUACAUGAUUUAUGUAAUUUAAUUUUUAACCGUGUUAAUAUUUACUAGAGGAUUUUCCAGCCAAAUUCAACAAGAAUUAUUUCAUUUUCAUUGUGCUUUCACAUCCACGUAGAUUAAUUCAAAUCAGUAGAGUUUCGUUUGAGAUAUUGCAUUCAAUUUUAUGUGCACACAUUAUUUCGUUCUUGCUAUUUUUUUAGUUCGUUUUGUCAUUCUACUCCGUUUAUGGAAUUUCAAUAUUGUAUUUGAAUCAUUCCUAAGUUGAAUUUGUACCAUAUAUUUGCAACUGAUGCAGUCAAAUUGACACUCAUCUAAAUCUUUUGUUUCUUCUUCGUCAGUUAGCUGCAAUCAAUUUCAACUUUAAAUUGUUCAAUUUAAAUUAAAAAAUUGUAACUUUUUGUUUGUAUGAUAAGUUGGUCCUGUAUUAAGCAUUUUCAAACUUGCUCAUAUGAUUUUGUUUGUCUCAAUUGGAAUUCAUCCUUUUACAUGUUUAUCUCAUGACUAGUUUUUCAAAUUAGAUGGCAGUCCUUUUGUGCUUGUAGAGAGACUUGUUUAUCAUUAGAAUGUGUGCAUACCUAUGUUCUCCAAUACCUAUGUUUCCCCACCCUAACCCUAACCCUAACCCUAACCCUAAGGAUUUUGGGGAACAUGAGUAUAGGGGAACAUCGGGUAGAACCCCUUAGAACCAUAAAGUAUGAAUUCUCCAUGAAAAAAAUGUAAUUACAUAUACACUGAACAAAAAUAUGAAUCUGAGCGCACACAUGUCCAUACGGUUACGGAAUUGAAUUCACACAUGUGGAAAAUGUUUGCCAUGCAAUAACAUUAAAUUCUAAAUCAAGCUGUUGCUACUGGCUUCAUCGAAAUUAAAUGAACCUUUCAACCAUUUGAAUUCGAUUGAACUCAUUCGUCAAAAGAAUGGCAACAAUAAUGAAAUGGAAGGACUUCUUUGACGAUGAAUGCGUAUGCUAGGAAGCAUUCAGUUUCCAAUUAAUUGAAUGGGCCGGACAUAAAUUGAAUGACUUCUUGUCGAAAUUGGCCGGGGAAACCUAUACAUGUAGUAGAUUGCUGUAACUGCAUCGUCGUGUGCUUCAGAAGACAUUUUCAAUUUGCAGCGUUCAAACAAACGAGGUACUGAGAUGUGUGAUGGUAAAUACAUGUUUCACACGCGAUCGCAUGAGGCCUGUUUGUGUGCGUACAACAUGCAAUUAACAUUUAAUCCUGAAAUAAAGACAUCUCUAUUUUAAAAGUGAUGUUUCUAUUUCUAGAUGGCCCAUGUUAACAUUUAACCCCGACCUAUUAUCUAUUCAGGGGCGGAUCUAGCUUUCAGGGGAAAAAAGGGUGAUGGGGGCGCGUGAAGGCGUGGGUUAGUGGUUGAGAGAAGGCGUGCUGAAGGGCUCCCCCCCCCCCCCCGAAAUAUACAACGCUUUCUCUUGCAGUCUAAGGUAAUUACAGGGUAUGUUUAGUAACUUUAGCUUUCCAUUUAUUAUUUUUGGCCCCAUUUGACAAGUAUCAUAACAUUAGUCAGCGGCUAUAGGGGGGGGGGGGUACUGCUAUUUCAAAUAGGCACAUGUAUCUAAUUGAUAGAGAUAUCUCUAUAUCGUUUAUAUUGGGAUUAAACGUUGACUUCGCACGUCAUGAAAAAGAGAUAUCUAGUCUAUAUUAAAGAAAGACCUAACUCCAUAUAUAUAUAUAUUAAAAACACAAAAUUAUGUCUCUUUCAGGAUAAAACUUUAAAAUUACACGCCAUACUAACACAUUGGUGUCAAACAUUGCUUCUUGUGAAAAUAUUAUACCGGCAGCCAUGUGCAAAGAGCUAUUGCGCCAUGGCUACCGUGUGACUAACGUGCAAGCUAGUGAGGCCACCACUGUGACUACUAUGGCUACCAUAUUACUGAACAAAGUUGUUAACAUCACCAAAGACUCGCCACUUACAACUGUUUUGCUUCCAAAUAUCAGCUUACAACGUAGAUAAUGCAGCUGUAACUAAGUUAUAAAUUAAGUUUACAUUAAUUGUGUAGCGCCCUCUACUGGUUUGAAUGACAAAGUGAAGGUCUCAAGAAUACUAGUGUAGACAAGUUGAAUUGUUCGCUUCUUUCCAUUUUAAGCCGCUUUCGAGCGUGCUUGUAAGGUAUAACGGGAUUCCGUGAAAUAAGGAACACAAUACAAUGAAUUGAUAACAUGAGUAUUCUGCGGACACACUGAAAACCAUCCACACAAACGUUAUUCAAGAACCAAAAUAACAUUAUCAAAUAAUAGUUACGACUUUUCAAUAAUUGUUUCCCUUUGUAAAACAUAGAUAAGAAGACUUAAAAAAAAAUUAAAAAAACUAAAACUAAAAAAUAUAAUAGUAAGAAAGGAUUCGCAGCUGCAUGGUCAGGUGCGAUCAUACGUGUACAAACAGUAUGCAUUGUAUUUUUGUUUUAAUACGGGAAAUUCUUUUUAAAGUUAUUUUUUUAUAAAGAUCAUUCCAUAAUAAUAUGUUCACAAUUAAAAAGGGGACCCGCUAGAUAUUGACACAUGUUUGUCUUUAUCGAAAACAGUUUGAGGUUUUUUUUGACGUAUUAAAAAGAAAAUGUGCAAAAGAGUUUAUCUUUUGACCGAUUGGUCAAUCAGGGUAGGCCUAUAUUUAGUUGAAGAUCCUCGUUGAUGUUACGAAAUUGAAUUUCAUUCGCUUGCUGAACAAAAAUGCUACAUUUUGAGAAUUUAUACCCUGCAUCAAAACUUCAAAAUCGGAAUUGACAAAGAAGCCAAACGAGGUUCUGCAACGAUAGUACAUAUCUAUCCUUAGAAUUUACAUUAGGCCUAUACAAAAUUAGUGUUAAAGUAGCUGGGGAAAACCUUUAUUUACAGAGAGAAAGAAAGAAGGAGAAAAGAGCGCCCCCCUGAUGUCUAUUGAGGUGCAUCCCGAGUCCGUUUAAGCUUAUGCUAGGGUCAUACGUUCCCGAAUUAUUGCCACGAAUACCCCGAAGUAUCCCAAAUAAAACUUCUUGAUGGCAUCGGGAGAAAUUAGCCCCGAUUCGCUGUUUGUAAGAAUAAAUUAAAAUGAGACAAAAAUAAUCGAGAACUAGGUACGAAUUGGAACCGAAUCAGACCGAACCAAGCCGAAAGAUUGUGGUUUAGUGCAGUAUGAAACCAAAUUGUAGCGAUUUUGUCAAGAAUAAAAUACGAAUAACUCAAAAAUCAUCCAGAAUGACCCAGACUUAUCGAUCUUUAACGAUCUUUCACUGAACAAACAGAAUCAUUCCGAGGCAGCCAAGAACCAUUCCCCGAUAUACUCAAGAAUUUCUAUUCGCGGCGAUUCGGCUUAUGAAUCUGGAAUGUGUGAACCUAGCAUUACCAAUGCAUUCCCUGGCAUUUCCAAUGGGUAAAUCGUGUUAAACGUUCCUUUGAAAUCACAAUAUGAUUAAUUUAAUUGAAUUGACAAGGCAAGCAUGCGUUCGUGUAUGUUACAUGUCUGUGCAGACGUUAAGAUAAAUUAACGUAUGGGCACACAUUUGCUACAAGUAUGCUAUAUACUGUCAUAAUUAUGUAGUUAUGUCACAGGUGUUUUUUGAAAAUAAAUCUGCAAUUAAAAGCGACCUUUA